Molecule: messenger RNA, 4342 nt
Organism: Coregonus clupeaformis (lake whitefish)
Lineage: Eukaryota; Metazoa; Chordata; Actinopteri; Salmoniformes; Salmonidae
Product: neurabin-2
Exons: 11
Coding region: 330-2876 (848 amino acids)
Biological process (GO): calcium-mediated signaling; neuron projection development; actin filament organization
Cellular component (GO): actin cytoskeleton; postsynaptic density; cytoplasm
Molecular function (GO): actin filament binding
Source: RefSeq, a predicted model, not a curated record
GCGAGCGAGGAGGACCCAGAAAUCAGCAGUUCAGAAAAUCAAGAGAUCAAAAUGAUGCUGAUGCUCUUGUAAAGGGAUUAAACUGAAUACAUCUGUCGUCAGUGGAAAAUCCAGUGUUCAUUGGGUUACUGUUCCAGUUUUCUGCAGUGAUGUUUUUGUAACCAGGGCAUUUUUCUCCGGGUUUUUGGACAGUUCUAGUCGGCACAUAGGUUCACCGUCUCCCCAACAGAAUUGACUGUUGGUGAGAACGGACCGAUUUGUGCUGACAACCGAGGAAGGGAAAGGGAGAAAUGCCGUUGCUGAGCAGCCGCUGUGAAGCUUGACUGAUCAUGAUGAAGACCGAUACCUCAUCUUCCAAGAGCACUGGCUCCGGUUCGACGCUGAGGAGCCCAUCCCCGCACCGGAACGCAUACGAAGCGGGGAUGCAGGCGCUGAAGCCUGUGAAGGACAAUGCUGCGAAUGGCGAUUAUAUGCAGGAAGGCCCCCGCGGCCGCCGGAGCUACGGCUCCAACGUGCACCGUAUCAAGAACAUGUUUCAGCAGAUGCAAGGCCCAGGGAGCACAUCUCCCGGCAGGGAGGGGGAGGGAGGGGAGGACCUGGAGAAGACUACUGAGAGGGUGCGUCUCUCCCUUCCCAGAGCCGGUAGCCUGAAUGAGAAUGUGGACCACAGCGCCUUGCUGAAGCUGGGAUCCACUGUCUCAGAGCGGGUUAACCGGUUCGACCCCAAUGCCAAAGCGGAGAACGGGCAGGCUCCCCGAGCCUCAUCACCCAGCUACUCCAAGCUGCAGGAGACACGGAAGAUCUUUGAACAACAGCAGGCGGCACAGCAGCUGGAGCUGGAAAAUCAGGCCGCUGCCACCAACCGGGUCCUGCUGAAGACAGAGCGGACCUCUGGCCUGGGCUUCCAUGAUGGCAGGCUGGACGUGGUGGCGCGGUUCAACGGCAGCACAGAGUCCCUGGACAGCCUGGACACCACCGAGGCCGUGUCCCCCACCGUCUCCCAGCUCAGCGCUGUCUUCGAACGGGCCUCCGAGCUCCGCAACAACCUGCACCGCCUCUCCUCCACCCCUCCACUUCCCUCCCGGGGGGUCAGCACCAAGGUGGGGGUGCAGCUCAACUCCAAAAUCAUCUCCAAGAGGGCGAACCGUGCUUCUGCCCUCCCAACGGCCAGCCAGGAGGAGGAGGGUGGUGGGGGGCGUAGCCAGAGGGACCUGGAUGGGCCUCCCAGAAGCCUCAGGGCUAAGGCUGCCCCCUCAUCCUCCUCCACCUCCGAUGGCCUGAACGGAGGGCAGAAUGGAGGCCACAGUGGCCCGACACUCCCCGAGCCCAAAGAGGUCCGGGAUAAGACUGGGACCCAGGCCAAAGCUGAAGGCCAGCAUGAGGAUCACUCUAGUGACCAGGAGCCCAGCAGCACCUUAGUGAAAGCUGACAUCCACCACGUCUCUCUGGAGAAUGGAGAGAACAGUACAGAGAGUGAGGCCCAGGUGAGGGAGACCUCUCCCAAGGGCACUAGCAGUGAGCGAGGGAGCCAGGGUGGUGAUGGAGAGAUGGGACAGGGGGGUACAGCGGAGGAGGGGGAAGAGAGGACUGUAAAGGAGGAUCAGUCAGGGGGAGAACAGGUUGAUAUCAGAACGUACAGCGCAGUGGGGGAGGACUCUGGAGGGAGCCAGCAGGAUGAGGAUGAGGAGGAUGAAGAUGAGCCGUACGAGCCUGAGUCCAGCUGUCAUGAGAAACCUGGGCUGCCUGAAGAGGAGGACCCUCCACCCAGCCGGAAGAUCCGCUUCAGCACAGGGCCUAUCAAGGUGUUUGCCACCUACCCCAACGAGGACUAUGAUCGUCGGAACGAGGACGUGGACCCCAUGGCUGCGUCUGCAGAGUACGAGCUGGAGAAGAGGGUGGAGAGGCUCGAUCUGUUCCCCGUCGAGCUGGAGAAAGAUGGCGAUGGGCUGGGUAUCAGUAUCAUUGGGAUGGGGGCGGGGGCAGACAUGGGCCUGGAGAAACUGGGCAUCUUUGUCAAGACGGUCACCGAUGGAGGAGCAGCGCACCGGGACGGCAGGAUCCAGGUGAAUGACCUGAUAGUGGAGGUAGAUGGGACCAGUCUGGUGGGGGUCACCCAGACCUUCGCUGCCUCCGUCCUCAGGAACACCACAGGCACCGUCAAGUUUCUGAUUGGUCGAGAGAAGCCGGGUGAGCAGAGUGAGGUGGCCCAGCUGAUCCAACAGACCCUGGAACAGGAGCGCUGGCAGAGAGAGCUGAUGGAACAACGCUACAGCCAGUAUAUGGACAACCAAGAGGAAGGUGAAUAUGGUACUGACGAGGAGGAGGAUGACGAGGAGGAGGUCAGCCCCACGUACCCCUCUGCCAUCGAGGUGUUUGACCUGGCUGAGAACGAGGACAUCUCUCCCCUGGAGACGGACCCUGAGAAGCUGGCCCAUAAGUACCGGGAGCUUCAAAUAAAGCAUGCUGUAACACAGGCAGAGAUCCAACAGCUGAAAAGAAAGCUGAACCAUGCAGAGCAGGACAAGCAGCGCUGGCGUAUGGACAAGAACCAGCUGGAGCAAACCCUACAGGAGAACAAGGAGCGCAUGGAGAAGCUGGAGGGCUACUGGAUGGAGGCCCAGAGUCUGUGUCAGGCUGUGGACGAGCACCUGAAGGAGACCCAGGCCCAGUACCAGGCUCUGGAGCGCAAGUACAGCAAGGCCAAGCGCCUCAUCAAGGAGUACCAGCAGAAGGAGAUAGAGUACCUGAAGAAGGAGACUCAGCGCUGUGUACAGGACGGGGCCGAGGCAUCACUGAGGGAGGAGUCAGGACAGCUCCAUGAACAGGUAGCAGAUCUGGAAUGCAGGGUUGAGGAGCUUAAAUCUGAACCUUUAUAAAAGCCUUGUUUCUUAAGUCUCAUCAAGAACAUUAAGAAUUGAAUACGAGGAUGUUAUUGUAUUUCUUGUCUCAAACUUUAGCUUGGUUUGCGGUUGCAUACAUGUACCUUCAGGCUUUGUAUUGCUGCAUAUAAUCUCUUUAUCUAACAACCCUUUUAAUCCUGUUUUUGAUGUUCGUUUUGUGAAUAUUUCCCAUAUGGUAAUAUUGACAAUGGCUACUGGUUUGUCUGAUAGUUUAAUCAACCAUUUUCUUAACAUUCAAAAAAUACUGGCAAGAACUUCUGUGGAGCUCUAACCGUUGCUGUUCCGAAUUUUUUUUCCAGUGUUCAGUAUUUGACCAUUUGAUAGAAAAUAGUGUGUUUGGGUGAAUUAGAAAACCAGGCUUUUGAUUUCAAUUGCCAAAACAAAUUCCUUUUCUUUCUUUUAUUUGCCUUGUUUUUUGUUCGUUUUAUUUUUUGGGAUUGUCAUUUUACAGCUGUAAUACUGUAUGUGGUUUAUCAAACAAAGUUUGGUUUGUAUAUAUUUUUGAUUAAUAUAUGUAUAACAUUUAACAUAUAUGAACUAAUGGAGCCAAGAGUUGGUGCAGAUGAUAACUUAUGUGACUGAGGAAGAUGUAAAAUGUCGACACUGGAGAAGAUAUAGAUUGAUUGAAAGUUUUGGUGCUUCACUGGAAUGUAAGAGAAAAGAGGAGAUACCGUAGGCUAUCCAUCUCCUUCUACAAUUAGAGCAGCAAUCCAACCUUUGCAGGGGUUUGGCACUUCAAACUUCAGUCAACUGCUGCCUACCUUUCAGAGUUAACAACCAUACAGUAUGUGUAUUGUUAGUCAGUCAACUCCGCUACCCAGUAAUGGCUACUGAUGCGAUUUAGAAAGAGCAUAGUAAACCUUCAGUAAUAACCCCUUUUUUAUUUAAGUAACUAAACCUACAUAAAAUAACUAAUUGUAAAAAGGACCAGAAGAGAAUGCUUCCAAAUCUGCUGUGCCACAAAGUGACAUGGACAAGAUUGAAAUCUGAUUGUUUUUAAUUUUACUGUGGAUGUUAUCAAAGAUGUGUUCAACACUGACUGAAUGGCAGACAGUAGAACUGGUGAUGGAAAGUGUUGGGAAACUGGUUCAUGUUCAUUAAGAACCAAACAGAAUAAAAUUGCCUAAAACAGGGAAGGACUAGGCCUAUCUGGACUUGUUCAAUAACUGGACUUGUCCGCUGUGCACCCUAAUGAACACAACCAUGGACUUCGAUGGUGAUGAAACAUCACCAGCAGCUAUUGUGCACUCCCCAUUCCUCUGACUAUAGCACAUGGAAUCACUGCCAGGUAGUAUUCACCUGCUUCUUCACAGUUUGGAGGGAACCUUACUGUAAAAAGCCUAUUUGUGUCAACUCCCAUACCAGUGUGUUUGUAUACAGUGAGGGAAAAAAGUAUUUGAUCCCCUGCUGAUUUUGUACGUUUGCCCACUGACAAAGAAAUG